AAGUAGUGCUGAAGUCUGAAUCGCUCGUUUCAUAAAAUUCUUUAUUUCAGACUUUUAUUGUAGCAAAAUUAAAGAUUCAGCAUUUUUAAAUAGCUAAACACAAUUACAAACAUGUCGGAUAUUGAUAUUCUCAACAUCGAUAAUAUCAUAGCAAGACUCUUGGAAGUUCGUGGUUCCAGACCUGGAAAAAAUGUUCAACUCACUGAAUCAGAAAUUCGUGGAUUGUGCUUAAAGUCUCGCGAAAUUUUCCUUUCACAGCCAAUACUCCUCGAAUUGGAGGCUCCACUGAAAAUUUGCGGUGAUAUCCAUGGACAGUAUUACGACUUGUUGAGAUUGUUCGAGUAUGGAGGCUUUCCGCCUGAAUCAAAUUAUUUGUUCCUGGGCGAUUAUGUUGACCGCGGUAAGCAGUCGCUUGAGACUAUUUGUCUACUUCUGGCGUACAAAAUCAAAUAUCCAGAAAACUUUUUCUUGCUUCGCGGUAAUCAUGAAUGUGCAAGUAUAAAUCGAAUUUACGGAUUCUACGACGAGUGCAAACGAAGAUACAACAUCAAAUUGUGGAAAACAUUCACAGAUUGCUUCAAUUGCUUGCCUGUAGCCGCAAUUGUCGAUGAGAAAAUCUUUUGCUGUCAUGGUGGACUCAGUCCCGAUCUUCAAUCAAUGGAACAGAUUCGUCGUAUUAUGCGACCCACAGAUGUGCCCGACCAAGGACUUUUGUGUGAUCUCUUGUGGUCAGACCCAGACAAAGACACAAUGGGGUGGGGAGAGAAUGAUCGAGGUGUUAGCUUCACUUUUGGUGCUGAGAUCGUUGCCAAGUUCUUAGCUAAACAUGACUUUGAUUUGAUUUGUCGAGCUCAUCAAGUUGUUGAAGAUGGCUAUGAAUUCUUUGCAAAACGUCAACUUGUAACAUUAUUUUCAGCGCCAAAUUACUGUGGAGAAUUUGAUAACGCCGGGGCAAUGAUGUCUGUUGAUGAUACGCUGAUGUGCUCCUUCCAGAUCUUGAAGCCGGCCGAUAAACGUAAAUUUCAAUAUAGCAACCUAUCAGGUGGACGACCUGUCACACCUCCACGUGCCGCCAAUAACAAAAACAAGAAGAAAUAAACAAGAGAGCGAAUAACAAGCAGUCUUAUCAGCUUCGUCAGCUCAAUGUUGUUUAAAAAAUUUACUAAUAACUUAAAAUCUUCGCGACACUAAAAGUAAAGAAAAGAAAAAUGAGAAAAACUACUAAACAGGAAAAUUUUUAUAUUUUUCCAACAACAACAUGUUGCGUCAUGAACAACCUCUAAUAAAAAGAAAACAAAAUAAAUUUCUUGAUAACAAAAUUAUAAUGUCGAUGAUCAGACUUUCAGAGUUGUUUGUGAAAAGAAACUGUCAGUCGAAUGAUUGUGAACUCUUUUUUUGUCUGUUCAUUGACACGAUAAUUUUGUUUAGAUUUAAGGAACGAAUUGAAGAAAGUUAAUUAAAAAUGAGAAGAAAAAAGCGCAAACGAAAUAAAUAAAAACAUAUAUUAGGUUUUCAUUUGACUCUAACGAACAUAGGAACAUUUACUGUAAUGUGACAUGCAAUGCGACGACAGGUUGAAAUAUAUAUUUGCAGAAUUAAAUAAAUUUUCAUUUCACAAUAUCAGUCAUAUAAAAUUACAUAAAAUCGCUCGCUCAACUUUCAAGGAUUUGUUGAGAUAUUUGAUUCACGUGUACUCAUAAUAAAGAAAGGUUCAUCAUAUUUUAAGUAAUGAACAACGUUUUAGCCUAUGUGCAUGUGUAAUUUUAAUAUAAAGUAAUUGAAAAUAUCUUUUAUCUUAAAAUAUCCUUGAACAAGUAAAUGUUCCUUACAUUUAAAAUAUAAGAUUAAAUUAUGCUUCACAUUCUUUAUUAUUACUUUUUUUUUAUCUUAGGAGAGUCAAAAAGAAGGCUCUUGAAUAACUUAUGUUCACUUUUAGAAGCAUUCACUAAUCUCCUGAGGUAAUUUCAAGAGGAAAAUUGAGAAAUGUGCGCAGUUCAAUUGGUUAUUGUCCAUUUUAUAAAAAAAGAAUUUGAAAAAAAUAUAAUUCAACAUCCUUGCUGGCUCUUUAUCAUUCAAUUAUCAUUUAAGUUUAAUUUCCGUUUAAGUUAUUACUUAUGUUGGCUUUUCAUAUCAGAUUAUUUAGUUAUCUUUAAUGUAGCAACACAAAUUCACUGCAAUUUCAAUCAUUUUGAUUUCAUUUAAAUAUUUUGCAAAAUGUUUUCUGUUUUCCUUCUCUAUCUCCAUCAUAAUGUUAGAUAAUUUUAAUUAUUUAAUAAUUUAAAGAGACAACAUGAAGAGAAAAAGAAAAGUCUUGCUUUAUUCAAUAUGUUUUUCAUCAAAUGUUCAGAAAGAAUGUGACAGGAAAAAUGUGAACCGUUUAUCGUCUCUAAAAAAGAAAGCUUAAAUUUGUGAAGCAAAAACAUUGUCAAAGGUUGAAAGUUGAAACAUUAAGCGACUUUGCAAGACUUUAAACGGAAGAAAUACAAAUUCACAAGAAAUAAUUAUCAAUAAAACAGAAGUUUAAUUAAUUAAAACAGCUUAAAUGUUUAGAGUAAUGGGGACAUAAAAAAAUAGCAGAUUGUUUCUUUCUUUGGUUUUAAGUAAAUCAAUAAAAGAACAAACAAUUCAACAAAAAAAGAUUAACUCA
This is a messenger RNA of Clunio marinus, 2647 nucleotides long. The record is from the annotation of a GenBank genome assembly. Lineage: Eukaryota; Metazoa; Arthropoda; Insecta; Diptera; Chironomidae.